Candidozyma haemuli is the source of this 831-nucleotide messenger RNA. RefSeq lists its product as uncharacterized. Gene Ontology annotation, cellular component: cytoplasm. The record is from RefSeq and is a predicted model, not a curated record. Gene Ontology annotation, molecular function: zinc ion binding. The transcript has a single exon. Bases 1 to 831 code for a protein of 276 amino acids. Lineage: Eukaryota; Fungi; Ascomycota; Pichiomycetes; Serinales; Metschnikowiaceae.
AUGUCUGCCAAAGUAUCCAAAGCUCACCAGAACAGCCUCUUCAUGACUCAGGUGGAAAUCAACAAGGAGGACCAGGGGGUCAUGAACCUUGGAAAGCACUGUUACAAGUGCCAGCAGCUCGACUUCCUCCCGUUCCACUGUGAGUUCUGCAACCACGUAUACUGUUCCCAGCAUAGAUCAUUGGACGUUCAUAACUGUGUGGGAAGACCACAGUCUCCAUCAAACGGCGGCAACAAUACGUACUCGGGUCCUACGGCGGCUUCUUUGUUCCCAGAUAAAGAAAAGAGACAGAAAGAGCUUGAAAAGAGACUCGAGCUGUCGAAACUCUCGGCUACGACCAUUGAAGAGAAGGCUACCAAAACAGGUAAAUCCUCGGCGAUUACCAAGCUUACAAAGUUUCUUCACCUUCAAAAACUAAGCAGGAAGAAGCUGUCGCUGCUUUUCAGCCGGCCCAAGGCAACGAACAAGGUGGCAGAAACAUCUAGCAUCAAGAAGGUCGCUAAGGGACCGAAUAAUGUGUCACAAACAGACCGUAUCUACGUGUGGGUUCUCUAUGUGAACCGCAACGAAGACGAAAUAGAAAAAAUCAACCCAGAAAAGGAGAGAAAGGGCGUUUGGGUUUCGAAAAACUGGACCAUUGGCCGUGCUCUUGACUCUGUGGCUGAUGUGGUGGGUAUAAUGAACCACAAUAACAAGACUUCCGAGACUAGCGAGCGUCUUCAGUUGUUUAAGGCUGUUGAUGAUGCUCCAGUGACGCUACCGUUGGCCAAGAAGGUUGGUGGGUCCUUUAGCAAUGGAGACACCGUCUACUUGGUCAGGGGAACGCUUUAG